This is a messenger RNA of Passer montanus (Eurasian tree sparrow), 1258 nucleotides long. RefSeq names its product zinc finger MYND-type containing 12 (gene ZMYND12). The record is from RefSeq and is a predicted model, not a curated record. Lineage: Eukaryota; Metazoa; Chordata; Aves; Passeriformes; Passeridae. The coding region runs from base 27 to 1103 and encodes 358 amino acids. The transcript has 8 exons. Gene Ontology annotation, molecular function: protein binding.
GGACGCGGCGAGGGCUUGGGGCGGCCAUGGCGGCGCUGCCGCGCUGCGAGCUGUGCGGGGCCCGGGCGGCCCCGCUGCGCUGCCCCGGCUGCCGCCUCACCUACUACUGCGAUGUCUCCCACCAGCAAACUGACUGGAUCAGCAUCCACAGCCACAUCUGCCCCCUGCUCAUCCCAGUCCUUGGGCCCCAGCCCUGCUUCCAUUCCGACACAGCCAGGAAACUUGGCAAGGAGCAGCUGCUGAGGAGGCAGGAGUCCCUCAUUGCCGUGGCGCUGAGCACAGCCCAGGGGUUUGUGUGGGCAGGGAAGCCCCUGGAAGCAAUUCCUGCAGCGCUGCAGGCGCUGCGCUUCAGCUCCCGAGCGUUCGGCUCCGGCUCCGCGCAGCUCGUGCCCAUUUAUCUGCUCCUGGCUGAGGCCUCCACGGGUGCUGGCCGUCCCCGACAGGCAGCCAAAUAUCUCUCCCAAGCCCAGUGGAUCGUCCUGCAAACCCCAGACUGCAGUGCUGCUCUUCAGUCUAAGUUACACCGUGGCCUGGGGCUUUUCUCUGUUGCUGAAGGAAACCUGGACCAGGCUCUGUAUCACCUGGCCAAUGAUGUUUACCUGGCGACUGCUGAGUUUGGACUAAAUUCCAUCAAGGUCUCUGGAGGGUACUUCCACAUGGCCAAUAUUUUCUUCCACCAGAAUAAAAUGGAUGUAGCAAAUUCACUGUAUACUGAGGUGAGCAGCCUGUGGCACGCCUGGCUGCUGAGCUCCCUCCUCGAGCACCAGCGAGAGCUCCAGGCCCAGGCAGAGGCGUCGCCAUUCUCCGAGGAGGAGGAGGGCCUCGAGGACGGGAUGACCGAAGUGCAGCGCGAGGAAGGAAAGCGGGUGCUGAGCGCGGUGCUGGAGGUCAGGGAGCAGGGCCCGCUGCAGCAUCCUGGGGAAACAGCCCGAGUCCUGCACGCCCUGGCCAUGAUCCACUACCUGGACCUGGAUUUAGCCAAGGCCCAGGAGGUGGGGAUGAAAGCCUUCGACCUGACCAAGCAGCUGCCCCAGCAAGACUCUCUAGAAACCAUCGGUCAGCUGCUGGAGCUGAUUGAUGCCCAGUUUUCCCACACCACAUAAAAACUGGCUCUGCCAGACCCACUUUGUUUGGCCGGGUUCUCUCUUAUCCAGGUUCCUGGACACCACGAGCGUCACAAGGCCUUGGUCUUUCCUGUUGCUGCCUCUUUCCAGCUGCGUCCGUGGCUGUCCCAAACUGUUUAGAAAAUAAACAUUUU